GCAUUUUCAUUGCCGCUUGUACAUACAGAAAUAAAUUAUUUUAUAUUAUUUUUAAAUUUACAAUUAAACAAUUUAUUAUUUAAAUUUUUAAAAAAUGUUAAUUCAGUGGCGCGGAUUUUAUCGUAAAACUAAAUAAUUAAAUAUUUUAUGUUGCAAUUUAAUUUAAUUUAACUUUUAUAAUAAUUAAUAUAGAUAUAUACAUAUACAUAGUAUAUAUAUAUAGAUAUAUAUAUAAAGUAAAAAAUCUCUGAUGAGAUAUUACAAAUUAUUGAUUGCCAGGUGGUCGUAAUUAUAAUCACGACAUGGCAUCUCGCAGACAGCGAAUAAUUAAGCGAGGUGCUGAUAAUCAUCGCUGAGAUUAGUCAUUAACGAUGGUUUCAUCCCAACAUAUCAGGAUUAGAGGCCGAACGUUUAUUGAUGGAACGAGGCUAUGACAGUUCAUUUCUUGCACGUCCAAGUUCUUCCAAUCCUGGUGACUUUACUCUUUCAGUAAGAAGGAAUAGCGAAGUAACUCACAUUAAAAUUCAAAAUACUGGUGACUUUUACGAUUUGUAUGGUGGUGAAAAAUUUGCAACCCUGUCAGAACUCGUGCAGUAUUAUAUGGAAAAUGGGGGACAGUUGCGUGAAAAAAAUGGUGAAGUUAUUGAAUUAAAGUAUCCUCUGAAUUGUGCUGAUCCUACGACAGAGAGGUGGUUUCACGGUCACUUGUCAGCUAAAGAAGCUGAGCGGUUGAUGCUCGAACGGGGUAAAAAUGGAUCUUUUUUGGUGCGAGAGUCUCAAAGUAAACCCGGUGAUUUUGUAUUGUCUGUACGUACAGACGAUCGCGUUACACACGUUAUGAUUCGUUAUCAGGAUAAUAAAUAUGAUGUUGGUGGUGGUGAAAAAUUUGAUAGUUUAAGCGACCUUAUUGAGCAUUAUAAACGCAAUCCAAUGGUUGAAACAAGUGGCAGUGUCGUACAUUUACGACAACCAUUUAAUGCAACUCGCAUUAAUGCCAGUGGCAUUGAAAGUCGAGUAAGACAAUUACACAAAGAAAAUGGUUCGUCAAACGGUUGGACGAGCUGGAAUGGCGCACCAGGAAGUGAUGAAUCUGGAUCGGGACGUGGUAAAGGUAAAGCUGGUUUCUGGGAAGAAUUUGAAUCUCUUCAGCAACUUGAAUGCCGCCAUUUAUUCUCACGCAAGGAAGGAUUGAGGCCGGAGAAUCGUGCAAAAAAUCGUUAUAAAAAUAUUUUACCUUUCGAUCAUACGAGAGUGAAACUUAAAGAUGUAGAUCCCAAUGUUCCUGGGGCAGAUUAUAUUAACGCUAAUUACAUUAAGAAUGAAGAAAGAGAGGGUUCAGGGACCGGUACUGUGGCCAGUAAUGACUCUUUAGCAUUUAAUAAAUGUUAUAUUGCAACUCAAGGUUGUCUUCCUAAUACAAUUCAAGAUUUUUGGCACAUGGUUUAUCAAGAGAAUACUCAAGUUAUUGUAAUGACCACUAAAGAAAUGGAACGGGGAAAGAACAAGUGUGCUAGAUACUGGCCGGAAGAAGGUGAAGCUGCUGAAUACGGUAAUGAAUGGAAAGUUCGUGCGCUCGCACGUACAUCAACAGCCGAUUAUACGCUGCGUGAAUUUCUUUUACAAGGAAACAAACCUAAUUUCUCAGAGCCUAGGAGAAUUUAUCAUUAUCAUUUUCAGGCAUGGCCUGAUCACGGUGUACCUUCGGACCCAGGUUGUGUAUUGAAUUUUCUUCAUGAUGUUAACGCACGACAAGAUUCAAUUGCAGCGUCGUUAAAUUCAAAUGGCCAAACACCAGCACAUGUUGGUCCUAUUCUCGUUCAUUGUAGCGCGGGAAUUGGACGAACUGGUACAUUUAUCGUCAUUGAUAUGAUUUUAGAUCAAAUUAAACAACAUGGCUUGGACUGUGAAAUAGAUAUUCAGCGUACAAUUCAGCGAGUUAGAUCUCAACGAUCUGGAAUGGUACAAACAGAAGCGCAGUAUAAAUUUGUUUAUCUCGCUGUACUGCAUUAUAUUGAGACUGCAACACAAAGAAGACAAGCAGAACAGAAAUCUCUUCAAUUUGGCCGUGAGUACACGAAUAUACGUUAUAAGAGUGAAACAAAUUCCUUGAGCACAAGUUUAAACGAAAAUUCAGCGUUUGUUCAAACACCGACCUUAGCAACGACAAACAAUUUCACACUUCCAUCUCCUGUCACCAGUCUGAGACCUAAGUAGUUGUUAGUUAAUAUAUUUGCAAUUUAUUUAUAUAAAUAUUAAUACACAUAAAAACAACAGGCUCUGAUGAUUACGGUAAUGGAAAUAAUUGUACAUCCACGUUCAAAUUAUUUAGUUUUUUUCUCUAUAAUGCAAUCUUAAGCCUAGAAUUUUUAGUCAUUAGAUAAAUAUAGAUUGGAAUUUGUUCAAAAGAAAUUAAUAAACAAAUGAAAUAUUUAUUUUUAUUUUUUUUUUUUUAUAAAAUACAUUAAUGCGUCAAUUUACAACAAUUGACUUGCAUUAAUUUAAUAAAAUAUAUUACUAUAUAAUAUUCGGGUUAUUGAAAAGUUUAUCAUUGUUAUCACAAUGUUGCAUAGCUUUCUACAUAUUGUAAAAUUUAUUUAAAAUAUUUGCAGAAGCCUGUUAUCAAUUCAAUGCGACACAAUAAUUAUUAAUAUUAAUAUAUAAUAGUAUGCACCAGAGUGCAAUUUAAAAAAAAUUAAUUUAGCAAUUCGAAUUUUAUUAAAAGAAAUUUAAAAAAAAAUGCUAAUUAUAAUUAAAUUGUGAUUUAAAAUAUAAUUAAAUAAUAUUUCGGUCCAUGGAUAUGUGCAAAUGCUGAUGGGAAUUGUAAAAGUGAUGAGAAUGUUUUACUUUUUUUCUUAUUUUUAUUAAUAUUAUUUUUUUUUGUCAUAAUAAUUAAGAUUUAAAUAAAACACAUGACAAUUUAUUAAAUAACUGAAAGACUUAUGUGCUAUGAAAACACAAAUCACGCUUCGUAUAUAUAUUUAUAUAUAUUUUUAGUUAUAAUAAGAUUUCGUUAAAGCGUACGCUAUAGAAACAAUAACAAUAUUAAUAAUUAUUAAGUUAGAGUCUGAUUUAAUAUAAAAAAACGCAUUGUCUUUUUCACAUUUUUUUUUAACUUAUAUUCAAGAUUCGUUAACUAAAAAAAGUAAAUUAUUUUUAAACAUUUUCUGUGAUAAUUAUUAAUCAAUUAAUAAUUCCAAAAACGAUUUUAUAAUAAAGGUUUUUUUUUUAUUUUUUAAUACCCAUUAAACCUGGGGUUAUUUUUGAAAUUUAUUGUCAGUAUUUUACUAAUUGAUUUAUAAAUAUCUUGGAAAAAAAAAUAAAUAA
Molecule: messenger RNA, 3324 nt
Organism: Microplitis mediator
Lineage: Eukaryota; Metazoa; Arthropoda; Insecta; Hymenoptera; Braconidae
Product: tyrosine-protein phosphatase corkscrew
Exons: 12
Coding region: 418-2214 (598 amino acids)
Biological process (GO): protein dephosphorylation
Molecular function (GO): protein tyrosine phosphatase activity
Source: RefSeq, a predicted model, not a curated record